Linnemannia hyalina is the source of this 1074-nucleotide messenger RNA. The record is from the annotation of a GenBank genome assembly. Lineage: Eukaryota; Fungi; Mortierellomycota; Mortierellomycetes; Mortierellales; Mortierellaceae.
AUGGGAAAGUUCCAGCGCUCAAAAGUCACAACCCGGCAACCAGGAAGCGCACCAGCGCCAACCUACACCGUCAAUGACCUCCUUGCCCAGGCCAACCAGGCCCUCGACACAUUCGAGUUUGAGCUCGCCCACCAGUUCGCCAUGCGUGCCUUGCAAAUGGAGCCCCAGAAUCUCGCUGCUCUCGAGGCUGCUGGUUCCAUCGAGGUCGAGCUUGAGCUGUUCAACGAAGCCAAGGAGCACUUUCUCCAAUGCGUCAAGAUUCAGCCCAACUCUGGUUACUCAAAGUUCAUGUACCUCGGUCAAAUGUCGGAGCAGCUGGAGGCGAUCUCAUAUUUCCAACAAGGAGUCAACCUCAUGAUUGCCGAGCGUGCGGCCAUGCCUCAGGAUCUCACCAAAGGAAGCGAGUACUUGAUGUUGUCCAGCAAGAUCUCGUCCGCACUUUGCUCCAUGACCGACAUCUACCUUACCGACUGCUGUUUCGAAUCUAACGCAGAAUCACAGUGCGAGACUUACUUGGCACAGGCGAUCCAGAUUGAGCCUGUGACACCAGAGGUAUACCAGACCAUGGCCUCGGUCAGAUUGAGUCAACAGCGUGUGGAUGAGGCCAAGGCUGCUUUGGCGCAGGGAUUGGCAUUGUGGUUGGGAUCGGACCCAACCGAGGAAGAUGGGCCUACACCUGACUACGAGACCCGUUUGGCAUUGGUCAAGCUUCUGUUGGAGACUGCCAUGUACGACGAAGCCUUCACGGUCUUGAACGGAUUGAUUGAGGAGAACGACCAGGUCCCCGACACAUUAUAUCUCUUUGGAUGGGCCAACUAUAUUGCUGCCGAGGAGGUUGAUGAGUCUUCGCCUACCGCUGAAGAAGAAAGGCAAGAGCAGUUGGAAAACGCCAGGGAGGCAUUAAACGCCUGCGUCAAGCUCUGGCACACGACAGAGUCCACAGAUCAGCCUUUGCUGCAGCAUACCCAGGAGCUUUUGGAGACCAUCACUCAGGUUUUGGGGCCAGAAAUUGAGCAGGAGGAGAUCGAGGGCGGAGAAAUUGAGUACGAGGAUGACGACGAGGAGAUGAACUAA